Corylus avellana is the source of this 988-nucleotide messenger RNA. RefSeq names its product photosynthetic electron transfer C (gene PETC). The record is from RefSeq and is a predicted model, not a curated record. Lineage: Eukaryota; Viridiplantae; Streptophyta; Magnoliopsida; Fagales; Betulaceae. Gene Ontology annotation, cellular component: membrane. Gene Ontology annotation, molecular function: 2 iron, 2 sulfur cluster binding.
GCUCUGCAACCCCGUCUCUCUCCCAUCAAUCGCAUCUCUUGCCUUAUCCACGACCACGAGCUAACACUUCAGAGUUACAUAUCUCUCAUCUCCUUCACAUAUCCAAUAGACCCACUUCUCUUCUCUCAAGCUCUCUUCCAUGGCUGCCUCUACUCUCUCCCCUUCGACCACUUCCCAGCUAUGCUAUAGUAAGAACGGGAUGUUUUCUUCAUCCCAAGCGUCGAUGCUGAAGCCCGCAAGAACCCAGCUGGCGAGAAAGGAAAAGGAAAAGGGUAUGAAAAUCGCUUGCCAGGCUACCAGCAUUCCGGCCGACCGCGUACCUGAUAUGGGCAAGCGGCAGCUCCUGAAUCUGCUUUUGUUAGGCGCUUUAUCUCUCCCCACGGCUGGCAUGUUGGUUCCUUAUGCUACCUUCUUUGCCCCACCAGGGUCCGGUGGUGGUGGUGGUGGUACCGUAGCAAAGGAUGCCAUUGGAAACGACGUCAUUGCAUCUGAAUGGCUUAAGACCCAUGGCCCUGGUGACAGAACACUAACCCAAGGGUUGAAGGGAGACCCAACCUACCUUGUUGUGGAGAAUGAUAGAAGUCUAGCAACCUAUGGCAUCAACGCAGUCUGCACACAUCUCGGUUGUGUAGUGCCAUGGAAUACUGCAGAAAAGAAGUUCAUAUGCCCCUGCCAUGGUUCCCAGUACAACAACCAAGGCAGGGUUGUCAGGGGUCCUGCUCCUCUGUCAUUGGCUCUGGCACAUGCAGAUAUUGACGAUGGGAAGGUAGUGUUUGUUCCGUGGGUCGAAACGGAUUUCAGAACAGGCGAGGCGCCUUGGUGGGCUUAAAUUUAAGGAUGUUACAGGGUCACACCAAAUUCCAUUGUUAAAACCAUUGUUAGCUGCUAUGAACAGCCAUAGUAAAUUACAAAAACUUCAAGCAUUAAAAGCCCUGUUUUUGAGUAUUAACUAAUUGCCCAUUUGUAAUUUGAUUGAGGUUUUAUGUUU